Molecule: messenger RNA, 5433 nt
Organism: Gorilla gorilla gorilla (western lowland gorilla)
Lineage: Eukaryota; Metazoa; Chordata; Mammalia; Primates; Hominidae
Gene: KDSR
Product: 3-ketodihydrosphingosine reductase
Exons: 10
Coding region: 426-1424 (332 amino acids)
Biological process (GO): sphingolipid biosynthetic process
Cellular component (GO): endoplasmic reticulum membrane
Molecular function (GO): 3-dehydrosphinganine reductase activity
Source: RefSeq, a predicted model, not a curated record
ACUCGAGCUCCCGAAGAGCGAGUCUUCGCAGCCCUUCCCGGCGCGCUCGCAUCUGGCGCUGCACGGAACCCGCUCGCGACGCACAGGGACGGGAAGCCCGGUUUCCACGGGAGAGGCUGCGGACUGCGGGCCCCGUCCCGAGGCCGGGGGAGUGGGAGACACCCGGCGACCCCCGAGAGGCGAUUCUGGCAGUGGUGGCGGUGGCGGCGGCGGCCUACUCGCCCCCUGGAAGCACCGCCCCGCCUGGGUGGCGCGCGCGCCAGCUCCUCCUCUUCCCCUCCGCCGCGGCCCGCCCCGGCCCGCAAACCCAAACACUCCAGGCGUCCGCCCGCCGCGCGUGAUUCUCGGCUCGCCGCCGCCCAGCCCUGCGCGCCUUGCCCGGCGGCCCCCGCCCGGCCGCUCCGGGCCCCUGGCCCCGCGGAGCGAUGCUGCUGCUGGCUGCCGCCUUCCUCGUGGCCUUCGUGCUGCUGCUGUACAUGGUGUCUCCGCUCAUCAGCCCCAAGCCCCUCACCCUGCCCGGGGCGCAUGUGGUGGUUACAGGAGGUUCCAGUGGCAUCGGGAAGUGCAUUGCUAUCGAGUGCUAUAAACAAGGAGCUUUUAUAACUCUGGUUGCACGAAAUGAGGAUAAGCUGCUGCAGGCAAAGAAAGAAAUUGAAAUGCACUCUAUUAAUGACAAACAGGUGGUGCUUUGCAUAUCAGUUGAUGUAUCUCAAGACUAUAACCAAGUAGAGAAUGUCAUAAAACAAGCACAGGAGAAACUGGGUCCAGUGGACAUGCUGGUAAAUUGUGCAGGAAUGGCAGUGUCAGGAAAAUUUGAAGAUCUUGAAGUUAGUACCUUUGAAAGGUUAAUGAGCAUCAAUUACCUGGGCAGCGUGUACCCCAGCCGGGCCGUGAUCACCACCAUGAAGGAGCGCCGGGUGGGCAGGAUUGUGUUUGUGUCCUCCCAGGCAGGACAGUUGGGAUUAUUCGGUUUCACAGCCUACUCUGCAUCCAAGUUUGCCAUAAGGGGAUUGGCAGAAGCUUUGCAGAUGGAGGUGAAGCCAUAUAAUGUCUACAUCACAGUUGCUUACCCACCAGACACAGACACACCUGGCUUUGCCGAAGAAAACAGAACAAAGCCUUUGGAGACUCGACUUAUUUCAGAGACCACAUCUGUGUGCAAACCAGAACAGGUGGCCAAACAAAUUGUUAAAGAUGCCAUACAAGGAAAUUUCAACAGUUCCCUUGGCUCAGAUGGGUACAUGCUCUCGGCCCUGACCUGUGGGAUGGCUCCAGUAACUUCUAUUACUGAGGGGCUCCAGCAGGUGGUCACCAUGGGCCUUUUCCGCACUAUUGCUUUGUUUUACCUUGGAAGUUUUGACAGCAUAGUUCGUCGCUGCAUGAUGCAGAGAGAAAAAUCUGAAAAUGCAGACAAAACUGCCUAAUCUUCUUACCCCUUGGAAGAAGACUGUUUCCAAAUAAUUUGAACAGCUUGCUGCUAAAUGGGACCCAAUUUUUGGCCUAUAGACACUUAUAUAUUGUUUUCGAAUAUGCCAGAUUGGACCAGUGCUCUUCAGAAAUGUGGCUGCAAGCAAGGGGCUAGAAGUUCACCUCCUGACAAUAUUAUUAAUACUAUGCAAAUAUGGAAUAGGAGACCAUUUGAUUUUCUAGGCUUUGUGGUAGAGAGGUGAAGGUAUGAGAAUUAAUAGCAUGUAAACAAGGUAAAGAACAGGAUUCCAGAAUGAUCGUUAAAUUUUUUUCUAUUUAUUCUUUUUUGCCCCCCUAGAGAUUAAGUCCAGAAAUGUACUUUCUGGCACAUAAAGAAAUCUUGAGGACUUUGUUUAAACCUUCCAUAAAAAAACAAUUUUCGGUUUCUAGGGUUCUCUCUCUCUCUCUGUCUCUGUCUCUCUGUCUCUCUCUCUUUCUUUCUUUCUUUCUUUGUGUAUUUUAUUCAAGAUGAGUUGGACCCAUUGCCAGUGAGUCUGAAUGUCACUGACAGCCCUGUGUUGUGCUCAGGACUCACUCUGCUGCUGGUGGAAACUCAUGGCUUCUCUCUCUCUUUGAUCCCAUAAAGCUACGAGGGGGACGGGAGAGGGCAGUGCAAUGGGAGGUAAAGAGAUAUUUUCCAGUAGGAAAAGCAAUGCUUUCUUGUCUUUAGACUCAAAUGCUUAGGGAACGUUUCAUUUCUCAUUCAUGGGGAAAGGCAGCCUCCUUAAAUGUUUUCUGAAGAGCAGUAAAAUCUAGAAGCUUAAGAAUUUACAGUUCCUUCAAUAACCAUGAUGACCUGAAGUUCACCUAUCCCAUUUUAGCAUCUACUUGUUUUUCCCAUCUCUUCCUUUCCAAUUUUGCUUAUACUGCUGUAAUAUUUUUGUAAAAAAAAAAAAAAGGAAAAAAAAGACCAGCUAAAAUUUUCGACUUGACUUUUUAACUUAAUUCAUGAAUUAAUUAAAGCAAAUGAAAAAAUUAAAAAGUGUGACUUUUUCUCGGAGCAUAUAUGUAGCUUUUAGGAAAGGCUGAUGAUGGUAUAAAGUUUGCUCAUUAAGAAAAAAAGACAAGGCUGAUUUUGAAGAGAGUUGCUUUUGAAAUAAAAUGAUCACCUGUUCUUUAUGUGACUCUCCCACUGAACCUGCAGACAUUAUUUUUAUACCACAUGCUAAGGAAGCCCAGUCAUCUAACUCUGUAGCCCUGGAAACCCUCUUGGCCCCUGAAUGUUGUUUCCAGGUUAUAGGAUCUGUGUUCAUUAGUGGAUUUUGACAGCAAGUGCCUCUGAUGAGUUUUAGCCAACAUUCCCCGUUGCAUCCUGCUCAUUGUUCACACUCCUCUGACUUGAGGAGAGCUGCCUUCACCUUGAUCUUGUAACCUGUCUUCCUUGCAUAUACGGUAGCACAUUCCAGAUCACUUCGGUGAGAAAAGACCUCUGUUUUUGAAGAGGAAACUUUCUUAAAUUGUAAAAUAAAACUUAAAAAACAUAAAAACUCUAUACAAGCAUUGAAGACCUAAAAAUUAUAGCAUACCUUUUUUUGCUCUUGAGUUUUUGAAGCUCUUGACUUUAAAUGACUUAACUUUUUAAAAAAUAAGAUGUUUUAUGGCUUUAACCCAUGUUUUUAUUAAGAUCUGAGAAUAGCCUAUUUUAAACACUGAUAGAUACAGAAGAAAUUAUUAUUUAAUAUAUAAAUUGCUUGGAAUGAUUUCAUUGCAGCUUGUAAGGAUCGGUUGAUGCCAGAAUGGUUUCAUAAAUCUUUCAGUCUUACAGAGCCAAAGUUUGCAGAUUAUAUUGAGUUGCAUUGUGCAGCUGCUAAAAUGGAAUCAUAGCUUUUUAUAAUUUGCAGAAAACAACUGCAUUAAUGUCUGGAUGUUUCUCAGUUUUAUUCUUUUCUCAUAAAUGUUCCUCGAAUGUUGGCACCUUCUACUGCUGAUCUAUAUUAGAAUCUAGUCCAAGAAAGUGUCUGAUUUAAUAACAUUAAAUAGUUAUUUCAAUAUAUUUUUUCAAAUUAUCCUCAUAGAACCUGUUGCCUCCAGUGAGAUGGUAAUCUACUACCCGAAUAAAUUUAAGAGCACCUGUUGAGAGCCUCUGUUUUGCGGUAGAAGACAAUUGUCCCUAUCCCAAUUUCCACUGAAAUAUGAGAGCAGAUUUGUAGAGACCAUCAUGUCAGAGAAGAAAUUUCCUUGUCAGAGAUGUUAAAGAGCUACAGUCCCUUAGCAAAAAAACUUUGAAAUCCAAGUUGGUUUGUGUUUUUCUAAAUUUGAUACCGUAAUUCAUUUGGCAGCAAAAUCUGACUUGAACUGAUGUGAGAGUGUUGUACUUUAUAUUUAUGCUACUUCAUUGUGACUUAAUUUUCCCUGAAGAAAUAUCCAUGGAUUUGAUUAUAGGUUUUCCCUUAGAUGCUGUGGAGGUGUUUUGUAAUAUUCAAAAUAUGUCCAUAUUGCCUUUUUAAAACCCCAAAGAUUAUGAAUUCUGAAACACAUCCAGCCCAGCGGGUUUUGGAUAAGGGAUUGUAGGCAUUUAAGCAGCCUCACGUAAUGGGCUGACUUCAUCCAAAACAUGAAAAUAUUACAAGGCAAAUUCUAUUUUUUAUAUUUUUUGGUUCAAUGCUUGAACAACUUGUUUUUCUGCUGGGGGAAGAAAAAAAGAACCAACCUGAGUGUGAUUGUUACGGAAACUAAUGACUUGGUUUUUAAAGGAUCACAUUGAUUCAACACCUUCUAUUGGACCCAGAAGUGCGUAAAUAUUACCUAUGGCAGUAAACGUUUAAUUAUCAAUAAGUUUAAAUGUUGGCCUUCUGUAUGUAGCCAAGAACAGCUCAUUUUGUGAAUUUCAGUUUUUAAGUGGCUGCUUUUUGAUUUGGUUGUAUUAUUUUAUUAUAAUGUAUUUGUAAGUAUAUUAAAAAAUUAACAUUGAGCCAUAAAAAUCCCCAAAUAUGUUCAAGGACUUCAUAAUUGAAAAAUAUAUAGAAAACAAUCCUUACUUCUUUUUACAAAAACAAAAUCAUGGGAAUUAUUCUUUUCUAUAUAUUUAGUUAUAAAUCUUUCUCUGGGCCGGGCGCAGUGGCUCACGCCAGUAAUCCCAGCACUUUGGGAGGCUGAGACGGGCGAAUCACGAGGUCAGGAGUUCGAGACCAGCCUGGCCAACAUGGUGAAACCCCGUCUCUACUGAAAAUACAAAAAAUUAGCUGGACACGGUGGCAGGUGCCUGUGUGUGGCGGGCGCCAGCUACUCAGGAGGCUGAGGCAGGAGAAUCGCUUGAACCCAGGAGGCAGAGGUUGCAGUGAGCCAAGAUUGCGCCACUGCACUCCAGCCUAGGUGACAGUGCGAGACUCUGUCUCAAAAAAAAAAAAAAAAGAAAAAAAACUUUAUCUGGAUCUGUUAAACCAUAUAUUAUUGAUCAUUGCAAGUUAAAUUUUGAGAGAUUGUUUGUAGUAUUUAGGUGAUGAAAACAUUUGGUAAUAUUGCUUCGGUUCAAAGAAUUUUAUGUCUUUAUCUUUCUAGAAGAAAGCAAUUAUAUAUAUAUUUUUGCUAAAUUACAUAAACGUUUAAUUACAUCAUGUUCUAAUUUAAACAUGUAUUACUCACUUGAGGCCACUUUUAAAUAUUCAUACUCUUUGACAUAAGAUGCUUUGUAUAUUUCUCAUUUCUUUUAGUUCUUAGUAAGUCAGCUUUAAAAAGUACCUGCCAACCAGAACCUUCCAUAUUCUGGACUAAAUCUUGCUCUUCGGAUUAUACUUCAGUGCAGUAACUGGAUUUGCAAUUUUGAAGGGGACAUAGUAGCUAUUAUAUUUUACACUUGCUUGAUGUGAUAACUCUAAAGACUUUUUAAUUGAUAAAAGCGCACAUGGCUAUUUUGAUACACAAAGUUGUGUUUGCUACUUUAGAAGCUUUUGUGGCAGAAUUGUAAUCUAAUUUUCGUACCUUGUAUUUCUGAAUCACAACAAAAAAAUAAAUGGGGAACAAGACUUA